CCACUUCAAGAAGCAUAGGCGCAUCGCAGUAUCGCACAUUAGCUUAGAUAAAAAAAAAAAAAAAAAAAAAAAAAAAAAAAAAAAAAAAAAAAAAAAAAAAAAAAACCUUUAAUCAUAAUUUGUGGUAAAUUGCAUAAAGAAUUGAACACCCCUCCCAAAAUAUCAAAAGCCUCUUGGCUCUCGCAGAUCUCUAUCAUCUCUCCCAAUCGACUGUAUUUCUGGUAAUUAGGGUUUGAUGGCUGACCGGAAUGCGGUGGCUAUUCGGCCAAUUUGGGCGAGACAAGCUGAGGAAGCAAAGCUGAAGAGCGAAGCCGAGAAAACUGCGGCUGCCAAGGCGGCUUUUGAGGCUACUUUCAAGGAUGUGGACAAGAGCAAACCUAAGGCUCUUGAUUUAUCUUCGGACAGUGAAGACGAGGCAGAAGAUCUCGUAAACAAGCCAAUUGGGCCAGUUGAUCCUUCCAAGUGUACUGCAGCUGGGGCUGGAGUUUCUGGUGGAUCGGCAGGCUCACCGUGUACGUUUAAUUUGAUUACCAAGGAUUCAGAUGGGAGAAAGAUUCCUAAAGGGGAUGCUCAGGUGAAGGUUAAGGUUACCCCGGGAGUAGGGGUCGGAGGUUCAGACAUUGAUGGGAUUGUGAAGGAUCUGGGUGAUGGGACGUAUACGGUUACCUAUGCUGUCCCUAAGAGAGGAAAUUAUAUGGUCCAUGUAGAAUGCAAUGGGAGGCCUAUCAUGGGCAGCCCGUUUCCUGUAUUUUUCAGUGCAGGAAGUUCGAAUGGAGGACUGCUUGGUGUGGCUCCAACAGUGUCAUAUCCAAACCUUGUUAAUGCUAAUAUGCCAAACAUGCCAAACUAUGCUGGUUCUGUUUCAGGGGCAUUUCCUGGUCUGGUUGGGAUGAUUCCUGGACUUGUUCCUGGCCCUUCUGGUGGGGUGAUUUUGCCUGGUAUUGGAGCUUCCUUGGGGGAAGUAUGUAGGGAAUUUCUUAAUGGUCGGUGCUUCAAAACAGAUUGCAAGUUUACCCACCCCACACACAACUUGCUCAUGAGUGCAAUAGCUGCAACCUCUACCAUGGGAACCAUGAGCCAAGUGCCAAUGGCACCUUCUGCUGCUGCAAUGGCUGCGGCACAAGCAAUCAUGGCUGCUCAGGCUCUUCAAGCCCAUACUGCUCAGCUACAGGCUCAAUCUAAGCUGUCUAAAGAUUCUUCCAGUGCAUCUGAGGCAGAUAAUAAAGCUGACGUGUUGAAGAAAACCGUCCAAAUUAGCAACCUCAAUCCUCUUCUCACAGCAGAACACCUGAAACAACUUUUUGCCUUUUGUGGUACUGUGGUGGAUUGCACGAUCACUGACUCAAAGCACUUUGCUUACAUAGAGUAUGCAAAACCUGAAGAGGCAACGGCUGCGCUUGCUCUCAAUAACAUGGAUGUUUGUGGCCGCCCCUUGAAUGUUGAGAUGGCAAAAUCACUUCCUCAGAAACCUGCUGGUUCUUCAGCUUCAUCCUUGCCAAUUAUGAUGCAGCAAGCAGUAGCCAUGCAGCAGAUGCAGUUUCAGCAAGCAUUGCUGAUGCAGCAGACAAUGACUGCACAGCAAGCAGCCAACCGUGCUGCUACAGUGAAGUCUGCUACAGAUUUAGCAUCAGCUAGAGCUGCAGAAAUAUCAAAGAAACUGAGGGCUGAUGGUUUUGUAAUUGAUGAAAAAGAGCCAGCGAAAAAAUCUAGAUCUCCAUCACCUUCUAUUGCAAGGUCUAAGUCCAAGUCAAGGUCGCGAUCACCUAUAAGUUAUGGUAAAAGACGUAGAUCUCGAUCUUUCUCACCUGCACGCCAUUUUCGUAGUCGGAGAUCAAAGUCUCCUCGAAGGUCUCGUCAUAGAUCUCGUUCUUUUUCUCCUCAGAAAAGACAUUCUCGAAAUCAUAGAUCCAGGUCUCCAGUAAGGUAUCGCCACUAUACAGGCUAUGAAUAUGAUAGGCGGUCAUAUAGAGAUGUUAGUGAUAGAUCUGGAAGGAGAGAUUCGAAAGGAUCACGUGAUUAUCAUGUGUCUGAUUUCAAAAGGAAUAAGAGUAGGAGUCCUAGUCCUCGUGGGAGGAGAUCGUAUCGAGACCGUUCAGAUUCACCAAAACCUCGACAUCGUAGGAAUUCUGGUCACCGCUCCAAAUCACCUGGACUUCACCAAGGAGGUAGAUCUUCCCCUGUGAAUGAUGCAGACAAGAAGUUGAAACAUCGUCGGCGAUCUAGGUCUAAAUCUGUAGAGGAUAGACACAAAUCGAGUAAGAGAAUUGAUGAAGGCAAGGAGAAGGCAAAGUAUCGUGGUAGGAGGCGUUCUAGGUCUGCAUCAUCUGAAAAUAAGCAUGAUAAGAGUGGCAAGUUGUCCCCCCAAAGUUCAGAUGAGAACUUAACAACUCAAAGAAAGCGCUCAAAGUCAAGAUCAAGAUCGAGAUCAAGAUCAAGAUCAAGAUCAAUGGACACUAAGGAUCAUUCGAAGGUGAAAGAAGGUGAGCCUGUUGAUGAAAAAGAAGAAUCAAAAUGUGGGGAAGGAAUUAGAUCCACUUCAAAUGUCAAAGAAGUUUACAAGAAGACAUCCUCUCAAUUAGUGGAUGAGGAUAAAUCUAAGAUUUCCAGGCACUCAACAUCCAAAUCUAUUAGAGAUGAUGUUGAGCAUAAGGGAAUAAAGGAUGAAGGCAGGAAAGAAAAACGUAAGCAUCGUGAUAGGAGGCGUUCCAGAUCAUUAUCUGCAGAACACGAAUCCCACACAGGCAGCAAGUCCUCUCGGCAUAGAGAGGACAAAUUGAAGGAUAAGCAUAGAAGACGGUCAAGAUCAAAGUCUCCUGAAGGCAAAGAGAAAAGGAGAAAUAGCGGAAGCAUUAAUGAUAAACUAGACCGCAAUAGCAAAAAGUAUGUAAAAUACGAAGACGAAAAGAGUUCCAGGAAUUCAACUGACCCCAGGGAUGGAACUUCCUUAAGCAACUGUUCUGGAAAGAACCCCUCUAUCAUUGAGAGUGAAAGAUCUGAAUGUGAUAAAAGCAAGUCAAUUAAAGCUACAAUUUAUGAAAGCGAAUCUGAUCGCUCUGAUGUUGCGGAAAACUCUAAGAGUCGGUCUAAUUGUGAUCUAGAAACCUUUGCUGAAAAUAACAACAUUGGCGUUGAUCCUGAUUACUCUUUUGAGCGAGAAGGUGGUGAUAAUUGAGAUGCUAGUCAAUAAUCAGCUCAUUCAGAUUCUUUAACUCAUAGCCGAGUUGAGGUUAAUGUUGAUGAUAAGCAUUACGGACAGUACAAUUUCAGAUUUACCGCCUUGGAGAGAUAUUCAUGUGGGAUUGCUCAACAAGCUACAAGCUGUAUCUAUAUUAGGAAAAUGGUUCUGAAGCUUGAGGAUCACAUCUUUCUUCAAUGUUCUUCACAAGGCAGUGACAGUUUGACCUCAGGCAAAAGCUAGUGAAGGAUCAAUUUGUUUGAAUUCUGAACUUGCGGAUGAGCAGUGGCUUGCUUAUAAUUUGUUUCAGUGCUCAGAGGUUUCUGAUGAUAUUGUUCUUUACACAAAUUGGCCUUGCUGCCUCUUUUUUUGCAGGUAUGAUGGAGGUGAAAGAGGGCAAUGGUUUCUUUGUUGGUGACUUGUGAAGCCUUUUUAUCUUCCUUUAUGCAAUGUCAACGUCCAGUGUUAGUAGCAAGGUUCUUUGAUAUAAAAUGUAUGUUAACUUUCUCUUGCUAAAGCAGAAACGAAUUUCUUGAAGUAUUAAUUGAGGACAAAUAUGCCUUUUUUCUGAGUUUA
This is a messenger RNA of Chenopodium quinoa (quinoa), 3751 nucleotides long. RefSeq names its product serine/arginine repetitive matrix protein 2-like. The record is from RefSeq and is a predicted model, not a curated record. Gene Ontology annotation, molecular function: metal ion binding; protein binding; RNA binding. Bases 236 to 3172 code for a protein of 978 amino acids. Lineage: Eukaryota; Viridiplantae; Streptophyta; Magnoliopsida; Caryophyllales; Amaranthaceae. The transcript has 6 exons.